AGGGGGCGCUGCAGGAUCAAGGGGCCUCCGCGGAAGGCCACCGCGGCCUCACGGCGCGCGCGCGCCACUCCUGCAGCCAUGGGGGGCGGAGGCAAGGGCAAGGGCAAGAGCAAAGGGAGCAGCGGCGAUGACGAGUUCGACAAAAUCGCGAAGAGGGCCACCUGGCUGAACCACAACGUGUUCACCGAGAGCCAGAUCAACAACGACGCAGUCAAUGCCGUGGCGGGUAUGGGGAUCGCCAGGGCCAUGGCGCUGUUUAAGGAGAUCGAGGAGAAAGUGGACGAGAUCCGCAACCCCAGCAACUAUCUCUGCGCGGCCGCCAAGAAGGAGGGGUUCCACGCUCCCGACCAGGGAAAGGGCGGCGGCGGCAAGUCCGCCAGUGGAGGCAAGAGCGCAUGGAAGGGCAAGACCAUCCACGCUGGCGCCAGCGGCGACGUGAACCCGAAGGUUCAGAAGAGAGCAGAGUGGCUGAACGACAAGGUCUUCACCGACAGGCCCAUCAAUCGGAAAGCAAUGGAGAUUAUGUCGACUCUCGACAUACCCAGCGCCAUGAGCCUGUUCAGAGAGCUGGAGGAGAUGGGCGACUCCUGUCGCAAUCCUAGUGGCUUCUUGGUCUCCAGAUCCAGAGACGGCUCCUCCAGCCCGGCCAUCAUUGCAGCUGCACCCCGCGACAAGGGUGACAAGGGCAAGGGCAAGGGCAAGGGCGACAAGGGCAAGGGCAAGGGUGGGGGUGGCGGCAAGAGCGGCGCGUCCGACGAAGACAGGAUAGAGAAGAGAGCGCAGUGGCUGAACAAGAACACCUUCGUGGACCGCCCCCUGGACGACGACUCCGUCUGCGCCCUGAUGGGCAUGGACCUGGGGACGGCCAUGGACAUCUUCCAGGAGCUCGAGGAGAAGUCCGUCGGCAAUCCUAGCGCUUACGUCAAGAAGGCCGCCAAGGCCAUGGGCCUGGCGCCCGCCGAGGAUGCCGCUCCGCCUCCGAGGUCAAAGGGCGGUGGCAAGAGCAAGAACCCCAAGCCGCCGCCCCCUCCCAGGGGCACCAUCAGUACCAUCGGCAAGGACCCCAAGAAGCGGCCAGCCCCCGGCGACGGGCCGCCCGCGAAGAAGAGGGCCGUCGGCUCCGGCUGAGCCGCGCCCCUCGCGGCCUCGGGCGCGCCCUGCGCCAGCCCGCCGCCCUCGCCGAGGGGCCUUCGUCUCCUUCCCUUUGAACCCCCUCCCCCUCUACUUCCCAUCUCCCUUCCCUUCAUGCUUUCUCUCUGCCCGUGGCCUUCGAUGACUGCAGCCCCGCCUAGGCUUAGGACGCGACAACGCUGCGCACGGAUUUACAGCGCUAUCUGUUUACCUACUGCGUAUAGAGCGGCCGAAAA
Molecule: messenger RNA, 1367 nt
Organism: Prorocentrum cordatum
Lineage: Eukaryota; Dinophyceae; Prorocentrales; Prorocentraceae
Source: the annotation of a GenBank genome assembly